AUGACGUCUAUUUUUAGCAGUAUGCUAGCUUUGUUACCUUCAAUGGUACCCUUUGCAUCAUACGAAGCAAUGUCAACACCAAUAAUUCCCUCUACAUGCCGCUGCUUUCCGGGAGAUAAAUGCUAUCCCAGUAUCAGCGAUUGGGACAGUUUCAAUCAAACAAUAGGCGGAAAGCUAAUUGCUACCGUCCCCAUCGCGGCCGUCUGUCACAACGAUCAGUUUGCAACCUAUAAUGCAAUAGCAUUCAAUACAACUACCACGGACGAUGUUAAAGAAGCAGUCACAUUUGCCAAUCUUUUGAAUAUUCGUCUGAUGAUUCGCACCACCGGCCAUGACUAUAAUAAUAAAUCAACACCAGUAAUUGGAUCAGGAGUCGUAUCUAAACAAACCUAUGAAUUUGCCGAUACAAACAACGGCAUCAUUGUUGCUAGGAAUUGUCCUACUAUCGCACUAGCUAGCAGCUCCAAUUUUCAGAGUCAGAAUUUCUUGACUAAUACGAUUGGUCCUACACUUACGGCGUUGACUCCAGAUGGAGCAGCGUAUCUCAACGAGGCGGAUUUUCAACAACCGGAUUGGAAGAGGGUGUUCUAUGGUGCGAACUAUGAUCGUUUGGAUGCGGUGAAGGCGAAGUAUGAUCCGUUGUAUACGUUUUAUGCUCUGCGGGCUGUGGGGAGUGAUCUUUGGGUUGAAAGGAAGGAUGGCCAUCUUUGCGAGGCUUAA
This is a messenger RNA of Botrytis deweyae, 720 nucleotides long. RefSeq lists its product as uncharacterized. The transcript has 4 exons. The record is from RefSeq and is a predicted model, not a curated record. NCBI's taxonomy places the organism in Eukaryota, Fungi, Ascomycota, Leotiomycetes, Helotiales, Sclerotiniaceae. Bases 1 to 720 code for a protein of 239 amino acids. Gene Ontology annotation, molecular function: oxidoreductase activity; flavin adenine dinucleotide binding.